Umbelopsis ramanniana AG is the source of this 1213-nucleotide messenger RNA. RefSeq lists its product as uncharacterized. Lineage: Eukaryota; Fungi; Mucoromycota; Umbelopsidomycetes; Umbelopsidales; Umbelopsidaceae. Bases 158 to 1042 code for a protein of 294 amino acids. The record is from RefSeq and is a predicted model, not a curated record. The transcript has 6 exons. Gene Ontology annotation, biological process: transcription initiation at RNA polymerase II promoter. Gene Ontology annotation, cellular component: transcription factor TFIIE complex.
GUAAAGAAGUCGAAGAAGGAUAGAUUUGACGUGGAAAGAGAACAAGAAAAAAAUACAAAAAAAAAAAAUCUAUGCCAGUGACUGCGUAUAUCUGGUGAACAAAUUCAAUUGCUCUGCUGCGACUUGGGCGGAGCUCAUACUCUUCGUACCAUUAGCCAUGUCGUUGAAUGAUCAACUAAAGUCGUUCCGAAAGAGCUUGGCGUCACAGCCAGUCUAUGGCGUGAAACGAUCGGCGGCAGGAGGGGCUGAUAGCAAAAAUGAAAGUCGAACAUCCUCAACACCAGGGACUCCAGCUAUCGCCAAUAACACCAAAGCUGCCUAUGAGAGCUCAAUGGAAGGCAAAAAGAAGAACAAACGGGCCAAUCAGGGAGUUGUUUUUUCGCAACCUGCUAAUACUGGAGCCGGAACUCACACCAUGAGCUUACUAUACACGGUCGUAAACUAUCUUAAGAACUGUGAUGAUCCACAAUCAGUCGUCAGUAUCCAAUCUCGAACGAACGUGGAUAUACGAGCCAAUUCUGAGCUAUGGGAAAAGCUGACGACCAACGAAAAGAUUGAUUAUGAUGAAAUCAAUGGGACUUUUUCUUACAAGCCAACAUUCCAGAUCAAAAAUAAAGACGACUUGCUGCAGCUUUUGCAAGAAAAGCGAUCACAAGGAGGAAUGGAUUACAAGGACCUCAAGGACUCUUACUCCAAACUAGGUGUUGCGGUGGAAGAACUUGCUGCAGCAGGACAGAUUUUAGUUAUUCGACACAAAGACGGGAAUCCAAGAGUUUUGUUCUGUAAUGAUGAACAGUACAAUACCCCAAUUGAUGAUGAAUUCAAAAAGAUGUGGACGGAAAUUUCUAUUCCUGAUGAGACAGAUUUGCCACGCGAGCUAGAAAACGCUGGCUUAAAAACUAUGGAGGUUUUUGAGAAGAAGGUUAUCAACGAGCCUAAGCAGAAAAAAUCAAAGAAUCGUAGUCGGAAGGGCAAGAUUACCAAUACUCACUUGCAGAAUCUGGAUUUGACUGUUGACUAUGUACCAAAAAAGACAUUCUAAGUAUCGACCCACUAUCAGAGAAUUCACCAUUUUUUAGACCACAAUCCAAGUAAGGGACUGAGAAGCAAUUGUUUUCCCAGUUUAUGCUUGUUGUAUAUCACCAUGAUGGCACUGUGCGUGCUGCCUGUAAUAAAAAUAAAAUUGUUUCUUAUAAUUUACAGUGUCAAUGCA